Lucilia cuprina (Australian sheep blowfly) is the source of this 651-nucleotide messenger RNA. Its product is annotated as thialysine N-epsilon-acetyltransferase-like. The record is from RefSeq and is a predicted model, not a curated record. NCBI's taxonomy places the organism in Eukaryota, Metazoa, Arthropoda, Insecta, Diptera, Calliphoridae. Bases 25 to 549 code for a protein of 174 amino acids. Gene Ontology annotation, molecular function: N-acetyltransferase activity. The transcript has 5 exons.
AAUUCUUCACUAAUUAAUGAAAAAAUGGCAACAAAAAAACAAUUUAAUUUUCGCAAAGCUCAAGUAAAAGAUAUAAAAGAUGUAAAAGAAAUGAUACAGGAAUUGGCAGAUUUUGAAAAAAUGAGUGAUGGUCCACAAUUAACAGAACAAGAUUUAAUACGUGAUUCUGGCCUUGAUGGUGGUCAAGAAUAUUGUCAUAUUUAUGUUUUGGAUUUAGUUGAACAGGAGAAAACCACCGUAAUUGGUUAUGCCAUAUGCUUUUUUAACUACUCCACUUGGCAAGGUAAAUCGUAUUUCUUGGAAGAUAUUUAUGUACGCCCAGCAUAUCGUGGCAUUGGAGCUGGUGCUCGCAUGUUUAAAGAAGUUGCCGCUAAAGCUAAUGAAUUUAAUUGUAAACGUGUUGAUUUUCAUGUUUUAUCUUGGAAUCCAGCAUCAAAAUUCUAUAAGAAAUUAGGUGCCACUGAUUUAACGGAAGCAGAAGAAUGGCAUUUUUAUCGUUUGCAAGAAAAAGAUAUUAAGAAUUUGGUGGAGGAAUUGAAAAAAGACUAAAUAUCUUAUUAAAAAUAAAAAUUUUGUAUUAUAAUAAGCAUUUAUAAAAGAUUUUGUAAUUGUUAUUAGUAUUGUAUUAAAAAAAACUUAUUUUUUAAAUAA